CUGGAAAGCUAUAAAAUCGCUCGAUGACCAGAACCCUGGUCAUUGCUGGUAUUUUCCACCACCACAAUAUUGCAGAAAAAACCUUCAUGCGUGACGUGAACCCAUUGACUGGGUGCAGUGUGCAACAAAUGGAUCGACAAGAGUACAAGUAUGAAGAAAUCGAAGAAAUUGCUGAUUAUUUGAGGAAACUGGUGACGAUUAAACCGCAAAUUGGGAUUAUAUGUGGGUCAGGUUUAAGUUCGGUCGGUGAACUCCUCACCGCCCCCACCACCCUCAACUACACCGAAAUCCCCAACUUCCCCGUCAGCACUGUCAUCGGCCACCCCGGCCGCCUCCUCUUCGGCCACAUCGCCGCCAUCCCCGUCAUAUGCAUGCAAGGCCGCUUCCACUUCUACGAAGGCAACUCCCUUUCCACCUGCGCCAUGCCCGUCCGCCUCAUGAAACUCCUCGGAGUCACCACCCUCAUCGUCUCCAAUGCCGCCGGCGGCAUCAACCCCUCCUACAAAACCGGCGACAUCAUGUUCAUAAAAGACCACAUUAACUUGACCGGCUUCGCCGGCAACAACCCCCUCCGAGGCCCCAACGACGAAAGAUUCGGUCCCCGAUUUGUGGCUCUGAACGAAGGCUACAAUCCCAAGAUGAUCGACAAAGCUAAAGCUCUAGCUGAAAAAUUGGGGAUGAAAGGAGUCCACGAGGGGGUGUACGUUUGCGUCGGAGGUCCUAAUUUUGAGACGGUGGCCGAAGUGAGGGCUUUGAAAAUUCUGGGGGCGGAUGCUGUGGGGAUGUCGACGGUGCAUGAGAUUAUUGCGGCGAGGCAUUGUGGAAUGGAGUGUUUUGGGUUCAGUUUGAUCACGAAUGAGUGUGUUGUGGAGUAUGGGUCUAAGGAGAAGCCGGACGGGGAAGAGGUGCUGGAGGUGGCGGGGCAAAAGAAGAGGGAUUUGAAGGUUUUUGUGGAGGGGUUGGUUGGGGUCUUGGCAGAAGUUGGAAAGAGUACUUAGGAGUUGAGAGGCUACUUGCCAGUGAUUUAUCAGUAUUAUAUUAAAAAAAAGAAUUUUUGUAAUCAUAGGUAUGUGAUAUUUUAUUGAAAUGUAUAAAUUUAUUAUAUUAUUAUUAUUUAAAUUAUAAAAAUGUUAGCAAAA
Messenger RNA from Zophobas morio, 1139 nucleotides. RefSeq names its product purine nucleoside phosphorylase-like. Gene Ontology annotation, biological process: nucleoside metabolic process. The coding region runs from base 24 to 998 and encodes 324 amino acids. The record is from RefSeq and is a predicted model, not a curated record. Gene Ontology annotation, molecular function: purine-nucleoside phosphorylase activity. The transcript has 3 exons. Lineage: Eukaryota; Metazoa; Arthropoda; Insecta; Coleoptera; Tenebrionidae. Gene Ontology annotation, cellular component: cytoplasm.